AUGGGCUGGAAGGCGAACGUUGCCUUUAUGCGGUAUGGCGCGAGGUGGAGGAAGCACAGAAAACUUUUCCAAGAGUACUUUGGCCAGAGUCAAAGCCUGACAUACCGCGCCCAUCAGACUGAGGAAGCGCGUAUGCUCCUGAAAGAUUUGCUCACUUCGCCGGCGGAGUUCAAGGCAUGUACGCAGAAGCAUGCUCUUCUGAGCAUCAUAGGCAUUGCAUACGGACACCAGGUAAAGUUGGAUGAUGAUGUCUAUGUCAAAUUUGCACAAGGCGCAAUCCACGGAGUCGAAGAAGCCACUGCAGGAACCACGUUGCUCGACCUCAUACCCUUCCGUGCGUCCGUGAAAUAUAUCCCUUACUGGCUGCCCGGAUGUGCUUCGUUUACCGCUGCGGUGAGGCGGUGGGGCCCUGCUACCAAGGGUUUAUGCGAAUAUCCGCUCAACGAUGUGCGGAAGAAGAUGGAAGCAGGGACCGCGCAGAAUUCGUUCCUUGCGUCUCACCUGGAGUGCCUCAACACGGACGGCGCCGACGAAGAAGACCUCGAGGACAUCAAGGGUGCCGCUGCGACGAUACUUGUAGGCAAGUCCAAUUCAUUUCACCUAUCAUCCUCUGUCUGA
Sparassis crispa is the source of this 618-nucleotide messenger RNA. RefSeq lists its product as hypothetical. The record is from RefSeq and is a predicted model, not a curated record. The transcript is spliced from 4 exons. Lineage: Eukaryota; Fungi; Basidiomycota; Agaricomycetes; Polyporales; Sparassidaceae. The coding region runs from base 1 to 618 and encodes 205 amino acids. Gene Ontology annotation, molecular function: iron ion binding; oxidoreductase activity, acting on paired donors, with incorporation or reduction of molecular oxygen; heme binding.